UUCUUUUCGGCUUCUGCGUCAGUUGAAGUAGUUUGUGCGCUCGUUAAUAUCGGAAGCGACAGAGAAGCGAAUGAGCCGUCGGACCAGUACAGACAUGACGCGGCUGAAGAUGUUUUACGUCGUUGCGGCGCUGCUGAUAACACGAAGCGUCGCCAUUAUCAGAGUUCCCCUCCAUAAAACCAGAAGCAUCCGCCGCCAGAUGAACGACAACGGGCUGUCUGUGGAGCAGCUCCGGGCCCUGGCGGCUCGCACCGGGGCCGUGGACGGCACCGGCUCCAGCCUGGGUUUACCGGUGGAGAGGCUCACCAACUUCAUGGAUGCUCAGUACUACGGCGCCAUCAGCAUCGGGACGCCUCCGCAGCCCUUCACCGUGCUGUUCGACACCGGCUCCUCCAACCUCUGGGUUCCCUCCAUCCACUGCUCCUUCUUCGAUUUGGCCUGUUGGCUUCAUCAUCGCUACAACUCAAAGAAGUCGAGCACCUAUGUGAAGAACGGCACGCAGUUCUCCAUCCGCUACGGCCGAGGCAGCUUGUCGGGCUUCAUCAGCGGCGACACGGUCUCUAUCGCUGGCCUCUCGGUGUCCGGGCAGCAGUUUGGUGAGGCGGUGACGCAGCCUGGCAUCACGUUUGCUGUGGCCCGGUUCGAUGGGAUCUUGGGAAUGGGCUACCCGUCCAUAUCAGUGGAACGGGUCACGCCAGUGUUCGACACGGCCAUGGCCGCCAAGCUGCUGCCACAGAACAUCUUCUCUUUCUACAUAAACAGAGACCCGAAAGGUUCCGUGGGGGGAGAGUUAAUCCUGGGUGGAACAGACCCACAGUUCUACACCGGGGACAUGCACUACGUCAACGUCACACGCAAGGCCUACUGGCAGAUCCUCGUGAACAGGGUCCAGGUGGGAAAGCAGCUGACCCUCUGCAAAGCCGGCUGCCAGGCCAUCGUUGACACGGGAACGUCUCUGAUCGUGGGCCCUCGGGAGGAGGUCCGAGCGCUGCAGAAAGCCAUCGGAGCCGUGCCGCUGCUGGCCGGAGAGUACUGGAUCGACUGUAAGAAGAUCCCGUCGCUCCCGGUCGUCUCCUUCAGCAUCGGAGGGAAGACGUUCAACCUGAGCGGAGAGGAUUACGUCAUGAAGGAGUCUCAGAUGGGUGUGUCAAUCUGCCUCUCCGGCUUCAUGGCCAUGGAUAUCCCACCGCCUGCUGGGCCCCUGUGGAUCCUGGGAGACGUAUUCAUCGGGAAGUACUACACGGUGUUUGACAGGAACGCAGACCGAGUGGGGUUUGCUCCAGCCAAGUAGUCAAGAACUUAGAAUGAAUGUGUGUGAGUUUCACAUCUGCUCAGAACAAGGAAGUUAAACCAACGGCUUGUUUCCAAUCAGCAAGCGGUGAUGCUACGCUAACAGCCAUGUGAUCUGCAGCCAAACAAGGGGAGCGUUUGUUUCCUGCUCUCGUUUGCCAAGCUUUGCUUUUGGAGCUUUAGCAUUUUAUCUGAUUAUGUGUUUGUGCUAUUUAAUUUGUGUCUAGAUGCUUUGAGAGAACAAAUGCAUCACGCUUUUGAAUGUAAUGCUUCUGUUCAAACAGGAGGUGUCAUUUUUACACGACAUGCAGAUCAUGAUUACCUUAAAGGAGGACAACCACACACUGUCCAUGGUAACAUUUAUUGACGUAUACAAAGUGCCGCUCAGUUCAACUCCAGAGCUGAACUAAUAAAAAAAUAAAUUAAAAAAAGCCAAGAAGGGGGAGAUACACAGCAUGCGACGAAGCGAACACUGCAGCCAGUAGCUGCUGCGCAGGGCAGAGGUAGUGAUCUGCUCUGGGUUGGUUUUUACAAGGACAGUGACUCCCCCUUUGUCGCACAGCAGUAGCAGAACUUAGGUCUGUAAAGGAAGACAUUAAGAUGCACACAAGACCAAGUUUAUAUCUGCACAGCCAGAACAAAGCACUUAAUGAAGCACAACCAUUCACAUGUUGAUUCUGAAUUUAUGCAAAUAAAUAUUUGGCUCUUUUUUUGGUCACAAAUGUACAAGAAAUACAAAAAUAGCCACGUG
Molecule: messenger RNA, 2041 nt
Organism: Betta splendens (Siamese fighting fish)
Lineage: Eukaryota; Metazoa; Chordata; Actinopteri; Anabantiformes; Osphronemidae
Gene: napsa
Product: napsin A aspartic peptidase
Exons: 9
Coding region: 71-1291 (406 amino acids)
Biological process (GO): proteolysis
Cellular component (GO): lysosome
Molecular function (GO): aspartic-type endopeptidase activity
Source: RefSeq, a predicted model, not a curated record